AUGCGGGGCGGUUCACUGGACGGUGUUCUGGUGGUAGCAGGUCUUCUAAUCUCAUCAGUUAGAGCGAACCUUCGAUGUUACAGAGGUACUGAAACGAACUUUACCAUAGUGAAAGUCGCACCAGGCCGAAUGUGUUCAUACAGAGUAGGAGCUGCCUGCGAGUUCACAAAAGAAGGACAACUUCUUGUACAUGAAACCGCGGAUAAAUAUUUAAAAUCCGAUAUUUGCUGGUAUGGAGAUCAAUCCCAUGACAUUCUGUGUCCAUGCAAUACGGAUCUCUGCAACGGAAAUUUUUCUUCGCUAGCUGAUACUUGGAUGCAUACAACUAUAUCCGAUGGAAGUUAUCAUCAUUGCACUCUGAAUUACCUUCGAAGCAAACGGAAUCUCUCUCCAGCUGACGCCAAAUAUCACCCUUCUUCGCAGGGGGGUAACCAAACAAACGCCAAACAGACGAAGGAUUCCGGUGGUGAUCAAUCUUCCUCGAAACCUCUUCACUGGGAUGAAAACCCCAUGGAUUGGAUCAUCUUCCUAAUUCUCUGUAUAGUGGCGAUCGUUUUGAUAAUCAUUCUGAUCCCGGUGCUGAUAUACUGCCUCGUGUUGGCUGGAAAAAGAAGCAAGAGAAAGAAGGGUUCGAAGAGCUCGAAGAGCAGUAAAAGUUCAGGCAGUAAAAAGUCUGGGAAAGGCAAAAACAAGUCAAAGAAGGGCAAAAAGAGCGCUAAAGGAAAGAGAAGCAAGACAUCGACCAGCAGUGGAAAGAGUAAAAGUAGCCGCACUAGCAAGAGUAACAAAAGUGGGACGACUACUUCAAAAUCUGACAUCAGUACGACCACCUCGGGACCUACGAAAAGUUCAACUACUAAAGGCGGCGGUACAACAACAACAGAUUCUCGU
Messenger RNA from Ostertagia ostertagi, 891 nucleotides. NCBI's taxonomy places the organism in Eukaryota, Metazoa, Nematoda, Chromadorea, Rhabditida, Trichostrongylidae. The record is from the annotation of a GenBank genome assembly.